AUGAGCGAUGAAUUAUUUAACGGACUACAUGAAGAAGGCGUCGUAAAUGGCGUAAUUUUAUUAUUAAAAGAAAAAAACAGUACAAUUUUUAAUAUGUAUACCACCAGAUCAUUUUCUCGGAAAUUCACGAAUAAAACACUUAUUGUCAAUUCCUGCGAUUUUGGAAAAUUUUCAAAUAGCAGACCUCUUUAUCCAAAGGAAAGAACUAAAGAGAUAUCUAAGAAGACAAUUAAAAUUGGAUACUAUGUGUUUGAACCUUAUUGCAUAGAACGUUUAACAUUCGAAGUAAACAACAAAUUAACAGGUAUCGAAAUAAAUUUGAUGAAUACUAUUACUGAUAAACUAAAUAUUAAAGUGAACUAUAUUAAAUCAAAAAUGGCCAGCGGUAAUGUUUAUAGUAAUGGUACUCUCACAAACGAAUUUGUUAGUCUACAUAAAAAAAGGCUGGAUAUGAUAAUUGGUGGAUAUGUACUAUCACCAGCUAGGACGAUUUAUUUUAUACAAACCUGUCCAUUUUUAAAACAAAAAAUGGUGUGGUGUGUACCACAUCAAUAUAUUUAUCCCCAUUCUCUAAACAGUAAUCUGUUAUUUCUAUUUAGUAUCGUAAUAGUUUAUACUAUUUUGAUUAUAAUUCUUUGGGUUGUAGAUCGAAAACAGCGACCUACUUUCAGAUUAUACAAAAAUGUAUCGCAUUUAAUUAUAAACAGUUGGGGUAUCCUUCUAGGAAAACCCACCGUGCUCCUUCCCAAAUCUAAUAAAUUAAGGUAUUUUAUAAUUCUAAUGCUACUUUUUGCUUUCGAAAUAAAUAUAAUUAUCACUAGUAAAAUGACAACUUCUUUCAUAAAAGCGUACCGCGUAGAAAAAUAUGAUUCUCUAAAAAAAAUUUACGACCACAAUCUAACUACAUAUUUCGCUGAAAACACCAUGCAAUACUUUGCAAACAGGGAAACCGAUGAUGGUGUGUCUUUUGAAACUAUAAUACAUAAAGAAACUGUCUGCAGCAAUCAAAUACAGUGUCUUAAAAAUGUUGCAGCAGGAACUGCAGCUUUCUUUUUACCAGAUGAUCGAAAGAACUAUUUGCUUCAAUUUUUGAAAGAAAACGAAACUUCUAUCUACUGCUCUACAUUUAUUGAUUAUGUAUAUGUUUCUGGUAUUAUGAGAAAAGGUUUUUCUUUCACUCGACAGUUUAAUAAAAUAAUUGGUGAACUUUCAAGCGCAGGAAUUAUAGAUCAUUGGAAACGAGAAAUGUUUAUGGAUCAGAAAAAAGAAGAAAGCAGAAGAUUAGAAAAACUGAGUAUACGAGACAUUCAAACAGCUCUAUACAUUUUAGCUUGUGGUUAUAUUUUUUCAUUUAUUAUAUUUUCAGUUGAAAUAUAUUUUUCUUGUACAGGAAUCUAUUAUACUUUUAUAAAAUAA
This is a messenger RNA of Psylliodes chrysocephalus, 1416 nucleotides long. The record is from the annotation of a GenBank genome assembly. NCBI's taxonomy places the organism in Eukaryota, Metazoa, Arthropoda, Insecta, Coleoptera, Chrysomelidae.